This is a messenger RNA of Cynoglossus semilaevis (tongue sole), 3075 nucleotides long. It is a transcript of the gene nsfa, whose product is annotated as N-ethylmaleimide-sensitive factor a. Lineage: Eukaryota; Metazoa; Chordata; Actinopteri; Pleuronectiformes; Cynoglossidae. Bases 296 to 2560 code for a protein of 754 amino acids. Gene Ontology annotation, cellular component: Golgi stack. The record is from RefSeq and is a predicted model, not a curated record. Gene Ontology annotation, molecular function: ATP binding; ATP hydrolysis activity. The transcript has 22 exons. Gene Ontology annotation, biological process: Golgi to plasma membrane protein transport; intra-Golgi vesicle-mediated transport; SNARE complex disassembly.
UGUUUGAAAACAUCUGAUCCACGGAGAGACACGCGUCUGCUCGGCCCACUCUCGGUCCCCGCACGUGAGGAUUUGUGACGUCACAGGAGGAACGUUUCCCUUCAUAUCCUCACGCGAGUGAAGGGACGCGCGACAUCCGUGUGCGUGAGCGCGCUUCCUCUCGCAUUAGCCAAUCAGAGCGCCGUGCGCUGCGUCCUAUAAAGGCCGUGGGCCGCCGAGCCUCCCUGCUCAGUGUCUCCGCUGUCCUGAGAACCACUGACCAGACCUGCGUCUCUCAUCUACCGCAACCGUAAAGAUGGCGGCCCGGGUGGUAGUAUUUUUCAAGACCAUGCAAGCAGCUCGAUGUCCAACGGACGAGUUGUCCCUGACCAACUGUGCCGUGGCCAACGAGAAGGACCUGCCGUCGGGACAACACGUGACCGUGAAGACGACCCCCAACCACAAGUUUGUCUUCACAGUCAAAACCCACCACAGUGUCACCCCUGGAACUAUUGCCUUCAGUCUGGCACAGAGGAAGUGGGCGGGGCUUUCCAUUGGUCAGGAGGUCGAAGUGUCCAACUACAACUUUGACAAGUCCAAGCAGUGCAUCGGUGCCAUGACCAUUGAAAUUGACUUCCUGCAGAAGAAGAGCACGGACUCGUCUCCCUACGACUCUGACAAGAUGGCGGCCGAGUUCAUCCAGCAGUUCAACAACCAGUCCUUCUCUGUCUCUCAACAGCUGGUGUUCAGUUUCUGUGAUAAGCUGUUUGGUCUGGUGGUGAAGGACAUCGAGGCCAUGGACACCAGCAUCCUCAAAGCAGAAGCUCCGUCUGGGAAGAAACAGCAGAAGAUCGACCACGGGCUGAUGGUGGGAAACAGUCAGGUGAUUUUUGAGAAGGCAGAAAACUCCCCCCUCACACUGGUCGGGAAGGCCAAGACCAAGGAGGCCCGACAGACCAUCAUCAACCCAGACUGGAACUUUGAGAAGAUGGGAAUCGGAGGUCUGGACAAGGAGUUCUCUGACAUUUUCCGGAGAGCCUUUGCUUCCAGAGUCUUUCCUCCAGACAUCGUUGAACAAAUGGGAUGUAAACACGUGAAGGGCAUCUUGCUGUUCGGCCCCCCAGGCUGUGGUAAGACACUGAUGGCCAGGCAGAUCGGAAAGAUGCUGAACGCCCGGGAGCCAAAGGUCGUCAAUGGACCCGAGAUCCUGAACAAAUACGUGGGCGAGUCUGAGGCCAACAUCCGCAAACUGUUCGCUGAUGCAGAGGAGGAGCAGAAGAGGCUGGGGGCCAACAGUGGUCUCCACAUCAUCAUCUUUGACGAGCUGGAUGCCAUCUGCAAGCAGAGAGGAACGGGGGCCAGCAGCACGGGGGUGCACGACACCGUGGUCAACCAGCUUCUGUCCAAGAUCGACGGAGUGGAGCAGCUCAACAACAUCCUGGUCAUUGGAAUGACCAACAGACCCGACCUGAUCGACGAGGCUCUGAUGAGACCCGGCAGGUUUGAAGUCAAGAUGGAAAUCGGUCUGCCCGAUGAGAAAGGUCGCCUUCAGAUCCUCAACAUUCACACCAGUAAGAUGCGAAACUUCAACCUCCUGGCCAGUGAUGUGGAUGUCAAGGAGCUGGCAGCAGAGACCAAGAACUACAGCGGUGCUGAACUGGAGGGUCUGGUCCGGGCGGCCCAGUCCACGGCCAUGAACCGACACAUCAAGGCUACGUCUACUGUAGAGGUGGACAUGGAGAGGGCAGAGAAGCUGCUGGUCACCAGAUCAGACUUCAUGGGCUCCCUGAAUAAUGACAUCAAACCUGCCUUCGGCACCAACCAGGAGGAUUACUCCAGCUACAUCAUGAACGGUAUCAUCAAGUGGGGCGACCCCGUGACCCACGUCAUGGACGACGGCGAGCUGCUGGUGCAGCAGACCAAGAACAGUGACCGCACGCCGCUGGUGACCGUGUUGUUGGAGGGCCCCCCCCACAGUGGGAAGACGGCCCUGGCGGCUAAGAUUGCGGAGGACUCUCAGUUCCCGUUCAUUAAGAUCUGCUCUCCAGACAAGAUGAUCGGUCACUCGGAGAUCUCCAAGUGCCAGGCAAUCAAAAAGUUCUUUGACGACGCCUACAAGUCCCAGCUCAGCUGUGUGGUGGUGGACGACAUCGAACGUCUGCUGGACUACGUCCCCAUCGGUCCACGCUUCUCCAACCUGGUCCUUCAGGCUCUGCUGGUCCUCCUGAAGAAGCCCCCGCCCAAGGGUGGUUUGCUGCUCAUCAUCGGCACCACCAGCAGGAAGGACGUGCUGCAGGAGAUGGAGAUGUUGGACGCCUUCAGCACCACCAUCCACGUCCCCAACAUUUCUACUGGAGAACAGCUGGUCGAUGCCCUGGAGCUCCUGGGCAGCUUCACAGAUAAAGAACGAGCCAGGAUCUCACAGCAGCUCAAAGGGAAGAGAGUCUGGAUCGGAAUAAAGAAACUCCUGGUCCUCAUCGAGAUGUCGCUGCAGAUGGACCAGGACUACAGAGUGACCAAGUUCCUGUCUCUGCUCAGAGAUGAGGGGGCGUUGAAUGAGGGAGAGCAGAUCAGAAUGUAGUGUGUUCUUCAGGGACACUGUUCUGAAAGCCAAAUAACAGCAGUGACCGCAGCUUCUUUGAGUAGGAGGGCGGGGCCUAACCAUCACCACACGAGGACAAGAUGACCAUGAAGAGAUCUUCCUCCUGUCUCUCACCCCCCCCCUCGUGUCGUCCCCCCCCCCUGAAUAUCUAAACACUUCCGGUGGAUGAGGAGAGCGCCCGUGUCUCUCUCCCUCUCAGCAUGUCUCAACUGGACGAUCCUCACCCGUGUCUCACCCUCUUCCUACUUCACUUCAUUGUCAACAUGCUGACCAAUCACAGCAGCCGGCUGUUAUAAACCUGUAACUGUAAAGAUAUGACGGUAGAAAUCUGUAAAAAAAACAAAGAAAAAAAAAAGAAAAGAAAAACUAACUGUUUUGUGCAUAAAAAUAAGAUGACAAAUAUAUUUACUGUAUGUUUUAGCUUCAACGUUGACGUAUUUGUGGCAGAUUUUUAGCUGAAUGUAGUUGUUGUUUGUGUGGUGGAGUGUGACUGA